AUGCAAUAAACGUUGGGAUAAGGGUCUUUUGGUUGGGUCACUUUAGUAAGGGAGAUUUAGACUGGGAAAUUAUUUGCAAUGAAAGCUAUGAAGAAGGCGGAGCUCUUCAAGUAUUGCACAAUUGAUAAUUUGAAGAGGGAGAUAAAAAUUUAACGUAAAUUGAAUCACCCUCAUAUUAUUGAUCUGGAUAGUUAUUUCGAGGACAAGACCAAUGUAUAUCUCAUUCUGGAGUAUGCGGAAGGCGGUUCUCUAUUUAAAAGGAUAAAGAAGCAGCGUCGACUUUCUGAGGAUGAGGCCUAUCAUUAUCUCUAUUAGACUUGUUUGGGAAUCGAGUACUUGCACAAGAUGAAGAUUAUCCAUCGUGAUAUAAAGCCUGAAAACCUUCUGUUGGAUGCGAAGGGGAACAUAAAGAUAUGCGAUUUCGGAUGGUCUACGGAGAUGGACAAUCUGAAAAAGGCAUUUUGUGGGACCAUUGAAUACAUGGCACCGGAAAUGAUCAAGUCUCAAAGUACGAACUAUAAAUUGGACAUCUGGUGUUUGGGGGUUCUGCUGUAUGAGAUGGUGCAAGGGAAGCCUCCAUUUACAGGGAAAAAUGAUCAGGAAAAGUGUGUUGCAAUUCUAUCAGGGUAGCAGUUGAAAUACGAGGAAUCCGUGAGUGAAGAUUGCAAGUCGUUGAUUGCGAUGAUUCUACAGCCGAAUCCAUUUAACAGACCUUCGAUUUAAGGUAUUCUCAAUCAUAAAUGGAUGUUAUCUAAGUAACAAUCUAAAUCUUACAAUGACCAAUUGAAUUCCAGAAGCAUCUCUAUGUUGAUGAUGGAAGAAUAUAGUCAUUCUCCUUUGAAAUCUUGUCAAACUGUGGUUUCUGAAAGGAAAACCAACAACAAGGAAUGGGAAGAGUCGAAACAAAGAUCUCACCAUUUUGUUUUCCAUCAACCUUAACCAGUAAACGAACAACCAGAACAAACUUUCUUCAGAAGAGUCUUGAUUUCUCUUGGUUGUAUAAAUCGUUGAAAAUUAUAUAUUUUAAAUUCGUCUAGAUUCGAUUAA
Paramecium tetraurelia is the source of this 1047-nucleotide messenger RNA. RefSeq lists its product as uncharacterized. Gene Ontology annotation, cellular component: chromosome passenger complex; spindle microtubule; spindle midzone. The record is from RefSeq and is a predicted model, not a curated record. The transcript is spliced from 4 exons. Gene Ontology annotation, biological process: protein phosphorylation; regulation of cytokinesis; mitotic spindle organization. Gene Ontology annotation, molecular function: protein kinase activity; ATP binding. NCBI's taxonomy places the organism in Eukaryota, Ciliophora, Oligohymenophorea, Peniculida, Parameciidae.